Messenger RNA from Talpa occidentalis (Iberian mole), 5183 nucleotides. It is a transcript of the gene ITGA5, whose product is annotated as integrin subunit alpha 5. The coding region runs from base 16 to 3162 and encodes 1048 amino acids. Gene Ontology annotation, molecular function: integrin binding. Gene Ontology annotation, cellular component: external side of plasma membrane; integrin complex. The transcript has 30 exons. The record is from RefSeq and is a predicted model, not a curated record. Lineage: Eukaryota; Metazoa; Chordata; Mammalia; Eulipotyphla; Talpidae. Gene Ontology annotation, biological process: integrin-mediated signaling pathway; cell adhesion mediated by integrin; angiogenesis.
GGGAGGAGCGGCGCGAUGGGGAGCCGCACGCCCGCGCCCCCGCUCCGCGCCGCGCCGCUCGGGGGCCCCCGGCGCCCCCCGCCGCUGCUGCCGCUGCUGCUGCUGCUGCUGCCGCCCCGGGCCGGGGGCUUCAACCUGGACGCCGAGGCCCCGGCGGUGCUGGCCGGGCCCCCCGGCUCCUUCUUCGGCUUCGCCGUGGAGUUCUACCGGCCCGGCGCCGACGGGGUCAGCGUGCUGGUGGGAGCGCCCAAGGCCAACACGAGCCAGCCGGGCGUGCUGCAGGGGGGCGCUGUCUACCUCUGUCCCUGGGGCACCAGCCCGGCACAGUGCACCCCCAUUGAAUUUGACAGCAAAGGCUCCCGCAUCCUGGAGUCCUCGCUGUCCAGCUCCGAGGGGGAGGAGCCGGUGGAGUACAAGUCCCUGCAGUGGUUCGGGGCAACGGUUCGAGCCCAUGGCUCCUCCAUCUUGGCCUGUGCUCCGCUGUACAGCUGGCGCACGGAGAAGGACCCGCUGAACGACCCGGUGGGCACCUGCUACCUCUCCACGGACAACUUCACCCGCAUCCUGGAGUAUGCGCCUUGCCGCUCAGAUUUCAGCUGGGCAGCAGGACAGGGCUACUGCCAAGGGGGCUUCAGCGCUGAGUUCACCAAGACUGGGCGUGUGGUUCUGGGAGGCCCAGGAAGCUAUUUCUGGCAAGGCCAGAUCCUGUCCGCCACCCAGGAGCAGAUUGCAGACUCCUACUACCCCGAGUACCUGAUCAACCUGGUGCAGGGGCAGCUGCAGACUCGCCAGGCCAGUUCCAUCUAUGAUGACAGCUACCUGGGAUACUCUGUGGCCGUGGGCGAAUUCAGUGGCGAUGACACAGAAGACUUUGUGGCCGGGGUGCCCAAAGGGAACCUCACUUACGGUUAUGUCACCAUCCUUAAUGGCUCAGACAUCCGAUCCCUCUACAACUUCUCAGGGGAACAGAUGGCCUCCUACUUUGGCUAUGCAGUGGCUGCCACGGACGUCAAUGGGGACGGGCUGGAUGACUUGCUGGUGGGGGCACCCCUGCUCAUGGCGCGGACAGCCGACGGGCGGCCGCAGGAGGUCGGCAGAGUCUACAUCUACCUGCAGCACCCGGCGGGCAUGGAGCCCACACCCACCCUCACCCUCACUGGCCAUGAUGAGUUUGGCCGUUUUGGCAGCUCCUUGACCCCCCUGGGGGACCUAGACCAGGAUGGCUACAAUGAUGUGGCCAUCGGGGCUCCCUUUGGAGGGGAGACCCAGCAGGGAGUUGUGUUUGUGUUCCCCGGGAGCCCCGGAGGGCUGGGCUCUAAGCCUUCCCAGGUCCUGCUGCCCCUGUGGGCCCCUGGCCACAGCCCCGACUUCUUUGGCUCUGCCCUUCGAGGAGGCCGCGACUUGGACGGCAACGGAUAUCCUGAUCUGAUUGUGGGGUCCUUUGGCGUGGAUAAGGCUGUGAUGUACAGGGGUCGCCCCAUCGUGUCUGCCAGUGCCUCCCUCACCAUCUUCCCAGCCAUGUUCAACCCAGAGGAGCGCAGCUGCAGUUUGGAGGGGAACCCCGUGGCCUGCAUCAACCUCAGUUUCUGCCUCAACGCUUCUGGAAAACACGUUCCUGACUCCAUUGGCUUCACGGUGGAGCUGCAGUUGGACUGGCAGAAGCAGAAAGGUGGGGUACGGCGGGCACUGUUCCUGGCCUCCAGACAGCCCACCCUGAUCCAGACCCUGCUCAUCCAGAAUGGGGCCCGGGAGGACUGCAGAGAGAUGAAGAUCUACCUCAGGAACGAGUCAGAGUUCCGGGACAAACUCUCCCCGAUUCACAUCGCCCUCAACUUCUCCCUGGACCCCCAAGCUCCCGUGGACAGCCACGGCCUCCAGCCAGUCCUACAUUACCAGAGCAAGAGCCGCAUAGAGGACAAGGCUCAGAUCCUGCUGGACUGUGGCGAGGACAACAUCUGCGUGCCGGACCUGCAGCUGGAAGUGUUUGGGGAGCAGAACCGCGUGUACCUAGGUGACAAGAAUUCCCUGAACCUAACUUUCCACGCCCAGAACGUGGGUGAGGGCGGCGCCUACGAGGCUGAGCUUCGAGUGACAGCUCCUCCAGAGGCUGAGUACUCGGGGCUCGUCAGACAUCCAGGGAAUUUCUCCAGCCUGAGCUGUGACUACUUUGCCGUGAACCAGAGCCGCCUGCUGGUGUGUGACCUGGGCAACCCCAUGAAGGCAGGAGCCAAUCUCUGGGGUGGCCUUCGGUUCACAGUCCCUCAUCUCCGGGACUCCAAGAAAACCAUCCAGUUUGACUUCCAGAUCCUCAGCAAGAAUCUCAACAAUUCGCAGAGUGACGUGGUUUCCUUCCGGCUCUCAGUGGAGGCUCAGGCCCAGGUCUCCCUCAACGGUGUCUCCAAGCCUGAGGCAGUGCUGUUCCCCGUGAGCGACUGGCAUCCCCGAGACCAGCCCCAGGAGGAGGGGGACGUGGGCCCUGCCGUCCACCAUGUCUACGAGCUCAUCAACCAGGGCCCUAGCUCCAUCAGCCGGGGCGUGCUGAAGCUCAGCUGCCCCCUCGCCCUGGAAGACCAGCAGCUCCUCUACGUGACCAGGGUCACGGGGCUCAGCAACUGCACCGCCAGCCACCCCCCCAACCUGCAGGGUCUGAAGUUGGAUCCAGAGGCUUCUCAGCACCACCAGCUGCAACGCCGGGAGGCUCCGCACCGGGGCCCUGCCCCCGCCGGGCCCAAGAUCCUGAAAUGCCCGGAAGCCAAGUGUUUCACGCUGCGCUGUGAGCUGGGGCCGCUGCACCGGCAGGAAAGCCGCAGUCUGCAACUGCAUUUUCGAGUCUGGGCCAAAACCUUCCUGCAUCGAGAGCACCAGACGUUUAACCUGCAGUGUGAAGCUGUGUAUGAGGCCCUGAAGAUGCCCUACCGAAUCCUGCCGCGGCAGCUUCCUCGAAAGGAACUUCAGGUGGCCACGGCUGUGCAGUGGAUCAAGGCAGAGGGCAGCCAGGGUGUCCCGCUGUGGAUCAUUAUCCUAGCCGUCCUCUUCGGUCUCCUGCUCCUCGGUCUGCUCAUCUACAUUCUCUACAAGCUCGGAUUCUUCAAACGCUCCCUCCCAUACGGCACCGCCAUGGAAAAAGCUCAGCUCAAGCCUCCAGCCACCUCUGAUGCCUGACUCCUCCCAAUCCCAGAAUCCCAGUCCUGAAGGCCCAGUCCCCCACACCCUCAGUCUACUGAAAGGGAGGGGGCUGGGUGCUUCCUGAAGGUGCUGAGGGCCAGGGAGAAAUUUCUCCCCAGCCCAGAGACAUACUUGAAGGGCCAGAGCCGGGGAGGUGAGGAGCUGGGGACCCCUCCCCCCAUGCACUGUGAAGGACCCUUGUUUACACAUGCCCUCCUCAUGAAUGGGGGAACUCAGAUCCAGGGACAGAGGCCACAGCCUCCUGCAGCCUUUGCAUUUUGGAGAGAGUUUCCUAAAAACAACUUGGAACCAUAACUGGGAAAUCCAGCCCCAGUUCUCUGGGCCAGAUGUGUCACCGGGACUUCCUGUUCAGCUCCAGCCUGCAAAGAUUUGUCCCUAGCCUUGCCAGAGAUCCACACAAAGCCCCUAGCGAAGAACCUGAACCCUGGGGAGUGAGAUCUGGCAGCUCUGGACAGCCCCCACCCUGGCGGGCCAACAAGGAACACUAACGACGGACGGUGCCCCACGCCGAGCUCAGGAGAGAAUCCCCAACAAGGAUCGAUGCUGGCCCAGAACCAACUCGAAGGGGAACCAGAACUCUAAUGGGGCCAGACUGAACCUGGGACCUACGAGUGAACCCCCAGAUGCAAACUUUGUAACUUAACCAGCCGUGUCCAGGACUACAUUGAGUUUGCUCCAGAAGACCUGGGCCUGGAGGCCCAACCCACACCUGACUCGGGAGGAAUCAGAAAUUGCCCAGGACCCUGAAGAGACCAUGAUGGCAACAUUUCUGGAACCUCAGCCUGGCCAGACACAGGCCCUCCCAGUUCCCUGGAGUAAGGGGAGUGCUCUGUCCCGGGCCUGCAGGAUUUAGGUUCUGCCCACCAGCUGCACUGAUGCUGCCCCUCCUCUUCCUGUCCACCCCUCCCCUCACCUCAGCUCGGGACACCCGGGACUUAUUUAAACUCUGUUGCAAGUGCAAUAAACCCGGCCCGGCGCCCCUACUGACCAGAGCUGGAAUCUGUGUCUUAUCCCACUCUUUUUUUCCCCAAGAUUUAUUUAUUUAUUUAUGCACACAAGAACUGGGGUACAGGCCAGAGGUGCGGGGGUGAGCAGAUUCACCAGAGACAGAGUGGGGAUCAGAACAGGCAGAACAACCAAAGUACACUGCUGAGGGGAGCAAUGGGCCAGACAGGUGAGGUCUGCUGUGCCAUGCAGAUAGCUCUCUGGCCAGGGACCUAACGUGUGCUGCAGAGGCUGCGGACAGCUUCACGGUGCUGUGCUUAACCCUUGCGCCACCAGGGAGGCCCUUAUCCCACUCUUUAAACCCAUCCUGAAACCACAUGGCGUGGUGGAUUGGAAAUGGCUUUCUCACAGCUUCUUCCCACCGGGAGCCAGGAGUAUGACCCCCCAGGAUCAGUGUUUGCAUUCCCUUCUGCUCAGUGAUAGAGCCCCUGGAGGAGAGAAGGGGGACUUGCCUACUGCGAGCCUGUCACCCGGCCCCCACCCAACACCUUCGGGGCAGGGAAAGGAAUCCCUUCUCUGCAGACUUGAGGAUUAGGCAAGAAUAAGGAAAGGGAGGUCCAAGUAGGAGGCGCUGGUCCGGAAGGCUGCUCUGGCUUUCCCUAAGUCAGGAUAAUGGACGAUGUCCCAGUGGUGACACCACAGAACUAAGUCAGGAGAAAGUCAGGUUUUGUUUUGCUUUUGUUGCAUCUUGUAUGCGGGUGGCAGAAGGGGUGUUAAAUGCUUUCCGUGGUUCUCUCAUUGAAUGUCGCUCAGCAAUCCUGUGAAAUAGGCGCUGUCAACCACCACCAAGAGGGGAAAUUAAGGCCCGGGGGGUGGUAACUCUCCCGAGGUCACGUGGUGACUGCCCAGCCUUGACUGUGAAAGUUCUCGUUCUUAAACCACACGCCAUAGGGUUUGGGUCUUUGGUGAGAAAUAAAGGCGAAGAGGCCCCUAGAGUCGCCUCCACAGCUGCCCUUGCCUGCAGCCAGAGGAAGGAGGAGGUUGUGGGAGCU